AUGAAUAAUAUAUUUUGUUUUAUUCCCCAAGCCUCAUGGCCAAGCUUUGUACAUGUAGGAAUUUUAAUACAUCGAAAUUGGUUUAUUAGAGAGCCUAGGGGAUGUCAAAGGAAAUUGAGAAUCAACCUAGGUUAAAAAAACUUAACCUGAAAUCAAAUUUGACCUGUAACAUAUAUAAUGGUUUAUAUCUGGAGGUAUUGAGUACAGUUUUGGGCAUUGGUCAUCCAAAGUAAAGGUCUUCUGAAAAUUUUGAAGGUACACAUGAGCCAUGAGGCCCACAUGGCCAUAGCUUACCCUGGUUUCUGGUGCAUGAAUGACUAAAGAGUAAAAUCUCAACUCCUCCCUGGAGAUGCUGCUAGUAUCCACUACAUGGAUAACUCCCAGCAGAAAGUUUUUAGCACUCAUUUAAUCUCCUGGAUAAAAGAAAAAGUAGAGCAAAGUUACUUCUUGUCUAAGGAAAUGAUGUGACAGUAAGGCUAGGACUUUUAGUAGGUUUAUCGAGCUGUUGUGUGUUGUGCAGACUGCUAGGACUAGCAGUCAAACUAAAUACAUCCUGUUUAACUGGGCAACGAAAAUAAUGGAAAAAGAUGUUAUAUUUGGGUAGUCAUCCGGAUGUGUGAUGUCCUGACAUGACUACAAAUCUUAUAGUUGCCGUCAUACGUGUAUAGCAUGUAUACCCCAUACACCACACACCUAGGUAUGAUAAUUAUUUCUCAUGCUUUAUUCGCAAGCUGGAUUGAAGAAAGUAGCUGAGUUCCCAAUGAUGGGACACAAACCUGUGACCUGUCAACACCAGAUCAUUGCUGUAAUCAAAUCUUUUUAUUCUUUGUAGGACCCAUCAAUAUUCACUGUGUUGACUUGUCCCAGUUUAAAGCCUGGACUUGCUAUAGCAGAUUUUGUUAUAUUUCCACCAAGAUGGAGUGUUGCUGAGAACACUUUCAGGCCACCUUACUUUCACAGUAAGUAACGUUUUGAAGGUUAUAAUUACGGUGAGAGUGACUCAGACUUCUGCUGGACCUGACCAAACUUACAAAUGGGUCGGAAAAUUUUGGUUAUGUAGUGUAGCAGUGGAGUCCUUCAACAACAUCCUGUGGCCUCUCCACCUUACUUUUGCGCUUAGAUCACUAGGAAGUCUUAGUUUUUCGUUAGAAAUCCUUUGCUGGGCACACUGGAUUUCACAGGUUCAGAGCACUGGGCUUCCUUUCAAUUUUUCGUAAAGCACAGCCUUGUGUAGAAUGGAUGUGGCUUGUUUCAUGUGCUUCCUAUGCAAAUCAACAAGUAUGCAUGUGUCAAAUGGGUAUAAUAUCUAUGACUUAUUUGAUAUCACAGGCAUUACAGGGAUCAGAUACAACUGUAGAUCGUACAGCAGUAAUUCCUCUCAUCAAAGUUUGUGAAAGAAACUACUUUACUGGGGAAAACAAGAAUAGCAAAUAAAUUCAAGUCUCAUCAAGGCUGUAGGUUGUUUGGCACAUCCCAUUCCCUGGUAUACAAGUGCAGGGGCAGUAGACAACUGCAGUAGAAAAUGGAUCACUAAGAAUAAUACAAGGAGAUGCAAUGUGAAGGAAGCCGAUGAAAGCAAAAUACAAUGUAUGGUCCGAGCAAGAGUAAUGUCUCCCUCCUCACCUUAAAGAAAAAACAUUUUAAAUUAUAAUGACAUAAAUAGGAAAAUGUUGAGGUACCCUUAGCAAGAAAUGUGUCCUUCCCAGCGCAAAAAAAAAAAAAAAGUUUAAGAGAUUGAACUUAAAGAGCCAUGUCUCUCAACCUUUACUUUUAAUUUAUGAACAGGAAACUGUAUGAGUGAAUUCAUGGGGUUAAUUUAUGGAGAAUACGAAGCCAAAGUUAGUAUCUAGUAUUUAAUAUAUUCCAAUUAUUUAUCUGCAGUUUGAAGGUUUUUGUUUUCGUUUUUGCUUUUUGCUGAAGAGCGAGUCACACCUUGCCUCUGCUCUCAGCUAAAUUUUUCGCUUUUUUAAUUUUUGAGGGUGGUUUCAACUGGCUUACAUGUAAUUGGUCAAAUCAAGGCGAGAUUUCCUGAAGUUGAAUUUUUAGGGAGCACAUCAAACUAUAAAAAAGAACAAAAAAUCGGUGUUUACGUCCUCUACAAUAUGUCCCAUUGGAACGUUUCACGUUUUAGUCGAGCAGUAAGAAGUGUACAAAAAAAGCAUAAUGCACGUGCAAAGUUGUUCUUUCAGUUAUCAAACCUAUUGCUUCUUUGACGUCCCCGUUGCCAUCGGCGUUGUGGUUGCUUAAAUUCCCUGGUAUUCGUCUGAAACUAUAAUAUUUACGGUUUUUUUUUCUUGUCAUGUUAGGAGGAAGGAUAUGCCCCAGGGGUAGUAGUCUGCAUAGCAUGAUGACUCCUCAUGGACCGGAUAAGGAUUGUUUUGAGAAGGCGUCAAAUGCAGAGCUGAGACCCCAGCGAGUGGCAGAUGGAACUAUGGUAUGUAUAACAUGAACAGUGCAUAAUUAAUUCAAACCCUAGCCUGGCGUUUUUAACAUUACCAAGUGGACCAGAGUAAAGAAAUUGUAUGUUCGCCAUGACGGCAUUCAUGACCAUUGUUUAGUGGUUACUUGAGUAUUUCAGCCGGUUUAAAAUCAAUAAAUGUAUUGUCAAAUGGCCGGGACAUCUGUUGACUCAAAGUGUUCUGUUGUGACAGUUUCAAUGGAUAUAUACUCUGCUUUGGUUCUUUUUGCCCUUGUUUUAAAUUGUAUUUUCCCUAUGUACAUCACAAAAUGAUUAUCAGACUUUACCAUACCCACAAAAACGAACGAAAAUUAAACUUAAACCAAGAAUACAACUGAAUCUCAACAUAUACCUGAACGGAUUUGCAAAAAGUUACCUACUUGUUCUGCACAACUUUUCCUCAUUCAUUCUUUAUUAUUAAAAAACUAUUUGUCUCCGUAGUAACCGUAAUAAAAACCAAAAGUGUAGCCUUUGUUUUUUCUUCAUUCUCUCCUUCACUUUUCCUUUCGAUUUUCUGCUUUGGAGUGAUUUUCAGGUUUGUCGGAACCAACAGAACUCGCAUACUGGCCUUACCCUAGUCAAAUGGUUACUUCAGCUUAGGUUCGUAGGAUGAGAUCUGGUUAUGUGGAACUCCGUGGCUUACCUUGAUCUUUUCCACAUCUAUCAUCAUUUCUUAAGCUAUGUUCAGACUAUACUGGAAAGCUUUUCGUGACAAAGCUAUUCGGUAUAGUAUGAACACCUAUCGGAUGAAAAAAAUUAUGUUACUCUCCCCUUUAAAGAUCGGCGCCGUGCAGCUUCGCUCCGUUACAGAAAUCGCGUCGAAAUCACUGUUCUUGUGUGUGAACAGAAGCCUUAUCAGGUAUGGUUUUCGCGCCGGCGCAAGGGCUAUCUGGUAUAGCGGAAACAUAGCCUUAGCUAGUUUGGGAAUAGUCUGCUACACAGCCGUUUUUAGAGUCGUCACGCAAUGAGGAGCGUUACGUGACGACACUAAAAACGGCUGUGUAGCAGACCGGUAGUUUGGGAAUUGCUCUAUUCAUUUUUUUUCGUUGUAGGCAUUUAUGUUUGAAAGCAGUCUCAGUAUGGCCAUCACAAAAUGGGGAAAUGAAACAUGUCUGAAAGUGGACCAUGAU
This is a messenger RNA of Porites evermanni, 3588 nucleotides long. Lineage: Eukaryota; Metazoa; Cnidaria; Anthozoa; Scleractinia; Poritidae. The record is from the annotation of a GenBank genome assembly.